Messenger RNA from Linnemannia hyalina, 1854 nucleotides. The record is from the annotation of a GenBank genome assembly. NCBI's taxonomy places the organism in Eukaryota, Fungi, Mortierellomycota, Mortierellomycetes, Mortierellales, Mortierellaceae.
AUGAACUCCAGCAGCUCCAUCCAAAACUCUCACAACAACGACAAGGCCCUCAACGACAACCAUCCAGCACCCAACAGCACCGGCCUUCCCAUCUUCUACGACUGUGGCAGCGACGGCGAAGGCAGUUGUGGUGCUGGUGGCAGCAGCGGAGACGAGAACGAUUACGGCCAGAAGGUCGUCCAACGCCAACCAAGACGGCAGCGCACCCCACCACCACCUCUCAAGACCAUCAUCGACAAGGCCGCCAACAAGACCUACCGACAGACCCAUCUUCUGGGCGAAGGUUCGUUCGGACAAGUUCAUGUGGCUGUCGACGAGAAGGGCGAAAAGGUCGCUCUCAAGACCUUUAAAAUAUUUGACAUGGAGGAGGCGGAUGCUGAGCAAGAGUGGCAAGCGUGCAAAACGAUCCUCGACCACCAGCCCCACCACCCCAAUGUCGUCGCCCCCAUCAGUUACUUCAAGGACGGAAUGUUCCCUUGUUUGACGAUGGAGCUGUGCUCCAACAAGAACCUGGACACCUUGUUGGAGGCCAGGAGAAGUCUUCAGGAACACGAAGUCCGGUAUUUCGGACAGCAACUGGUGGCCGGCGUGGCUCACUUACACAGUUUGAACCUGGUCCACCAUGACCUGAAACCACUCAACCUCUUGCUGACAGAGGAGUUGGUGUUGAAGGUCGGUGACUUUGGUCAAACGCGAGAUCUGAGAGAGGGCAAGGAGUUCCGGAAUGUGGUCGGAACUCCUGGCUUCCAGGCCCCCGAGGUUCUCAAUCGCAAGGGGCACACCUACGCCCUGGACGUGUUCGCCAUCGGGGCCAUCCUCUUCAGGAUGUUGCUUGGUGUCACGUACCAGCUCCCUGGCAAGAGGAAGCCUCUUAAUAUUAGCGUAAGCAUUAGUCCCAACGCUAGGGACUUGCUUGAGAGAACCCUCGAGAGCGAUCCUGGGAGCCGGAUCGCGAUGCCCGAUCUGCUGGCUCACCCCUUCCUGACCGACGGGCCUGUGCCGCAGAGUGUCUCCUGGGACAUUUUGCGCACACCUGCUCCCCUGCCAACCGAGGACGACGCAUCAGACCCUGAUGGCGCUUAUCAGGUUGAGAUUAUCAAGUCGCAGGAAGAGGAGGAUGCCAAGACGCCGGAGGAGCAGAUCGGGUCCCAGUUGGACGAUUCCGUGAAGGAGGAGGGGGGUGAAGAAGAGGAGGAGGCCGCCCAGACCUUGGAGGUGGCCGAGCCCUUAGAGCCAGUCGUCGACCUUGACGACAUUGACCUCGAUGACAUUUUUGAACAGGUCGAGGAGGCAAAGAAGGCCAAGAGAGCCAAGAAGGUCUUGGAGGACGACUCGGACGACUCGGACGAGGAGGGGACCCAGACCCAGGAGGAGGCCACCCAGACCUUGGAGGUGGCCGAAUCCUCAGAGCCCGUCGUCGACCCUGACGACAUUGACCUCGACGACAUUUUUGAACAAGUCGAGGAGGCAAAGAAGGCCAAGAGAGCCAACAAGGUCUUGGAGGGCGACUCAGACGAUGACGACUCGGACGAGGAGGAGGCCCAGACCCAAGAGGAGGCCACCCAGACCUUGGAGGUUGCCGAAUCCUCAGAGCCCGUCGUCGACCCUGACGACAUUGAUCUCGACGACAUUUUUGAACAGGUCGAGAAGGCAAAGAAGGCCAAGAGAGCCAAGGAAGUCUGGGAGGGCGACUCAGACGAUGACGAGGAGGAGGAGGAGGAGGAGAGAGUCAAGGGCCGCAAGAAGGCCAAGGUCAUGCAGAAGGGAGCGACGAGGGAAGAGAAGGCACCGGAGGACAAGGACGGAGGUCAUGGUGGUGACCAGGAUUACUGGCACACCUACCUCCGUCGGUAA